This is a messenger RNA of Limanda limanda (common dab), 2886 nucleotides long. It is a transcript of the gene sh3bp4a, whose product is annotated as SH3-domain binding protein 4a. Gene Ontology annotation, cellular component: cytoplasm. Bases 1 to 2886 code for a protein of 961 amino acids. NCBI's taxonomy places the organism in Eukaryota, Metazoa, Chordata, Actinopteri, Pleuronectiformes, Pleuronectidae. The transcript has 4 exons. Gene Ontology annotation, molecular function: protein binding. The record is from RefSeq and is a predicted model, not a curated record.
AUGGCUGCCCAUCGAAUCAUCAGAGUAACAAACAACAACCACGUCCUCCCUCGCUGCAAGUCGGAGGGGACACUCAUCGACCUCAGUGAAGGGGUCACCGGGGCCAGUCUCAACGAUGUCAAAGUGCCUUCUCCCAGUGCCUUAAGGCUGGACACUUCCUCCUCCUUUGGAGCUGCACAGGAAGUGGUUGCCAUCAAGGAUUAUUGCCCCAACAGCUUCACCACACUGAAAUUCUCCAAAGGCGAUCGGCUCUAUGUGCUGGACACAUCAGGGGGAGAGUGGUGGUACGCCCACAACAACACGGAGAUGGGCUACAUCCCAGCCGCCUACGUCCAAGCGGUCAACUUCAGGAACUCCUCGCUUAGCGACAGUGGGAUGAUCGACAGUCUCGGGGAAGGAUAUGAGGAUGGGUCAAAGGAGUUUGGGGGUUUGGGGGAGUGGACAGGCGUGACCCUUAGACCCUCCCCGAUUUACAACAACAGCACCUUCUCUGCGAACCCACUUAUCUGUUCUUUAGAUCAAAAUUGCAAAGAUGUGGGUCUAAGGAACUCAGCAGACCUUAUUCUGUUCGACGGUUUGGCCUCACCAUCAUCUUGCUCCAACUUCAACACUAGCUCAAUGAAUGGGUUCAGCAGCUGCCAUGUUAACACCACCACCCCCACCAGCCCAAACCAGGAAGUUGUACCAAACCUCCACAGGGAUAAUCCGUUUUUCAGGAGUAAACGUUCUCAUAGUCUCUCAGAACUGUCUGUUCUGCAGGCACAGUCUGAUCCAACCUUACCGUCUUCGGGAUUCUUCACGGGCCUUAAGGCUCCUUCACCAGAGCAGUUUCAGAGCAGGGAGGAUUUUAGGACUGCUUGGUUAAACCACAGGAAGCUCGCCAGGUCUUGUCACGACCUCCAGUCUCUGGGCCAAAGUCCCGGGUGGGGCCAGACACAGCCGGUGGAAACCAACAUAGUGUGCAUGUUGGACAGUAAUGGAGGAGUUGUUCAGCUUCCAGACACCCAUAUCAGCGUGCACAUCCCCGAGGGUCACGUCAGCAAUGGAGAACACCAGCAGAUCUCCAUGAAAGCCUUACUGGACCCUCCACUGGAGCUUAACACCGACCUCUGCUCCACUUUGAGCCCUGUGGUGGAGAUAAAGCUCAGCAACAUGGAGACCAAGUCCUUCAUCACGCUGGAGAUGAAGGUAGCAGUAACUGUGAAGAAAGACACUUGUCACACUGCUGAAGUCCUUUGUGUUCGGAGCGAUUGCAAAGAGGGGCCUUACACACCGAUUCCUAAUGCUUACAUUUACAAAGAAACAGUCCAGGUGCAGCUGGACAGCUUAGAACCCUGCAUGUAUAUUGCUGUUGUUGCUCAGUCCCAGUAUCUCAGCCACAAUAUGACUGUUUGGGACCAUGUGCAAAGGAAAGUAACUUUGGGUGUUUAUGGACCCAAGCACAUCCACCCGUCUUUCAAGACAGUCGUGGCCAUGUUUGGACACGACUGUGCCCCCAAGACCUUGUUGGUGAGCGAGGUGGGCCGGCAGGCCAGUUCAACUCCACCAGUGGCCCUUCAGCUGUGGGGGAAGCACCAGUAUGUGUUGGGUUAUCCUCAGGACCUCCAGGUGGGAUUGUAUUCCAACAUGUCCAACUACCAGGUGAAGGCGAGUGAAGGCGCUGGCCUGAUUCGGGGAUUUCAGGUCAAACUGGGGAAGGUCAGCAGGCUCCAAUACAUGAUAACAUCACACAACCCCGACAGCAUCUCAGACUUCACUCUCAGGGUUCAAGUCAAGGACGCCCUGGACUGUAUUAUCACCCAGUUCUGUGUCCAAACGCCACAGCCACCACCAAAGACUGGAGCGAGGACAUCCAGUCAGAGAAGGUUCUUGAAAAAGAAAGAGGUGGAUAAGAUUGUCCUCUCACCACUGGCUGUCACCUCCAAAUACCCAAAGUUUCAGGACCGUUGCAUAACCAGCCUGAAAUUUGGGAAGUUGAUUAAAACGGUGAUCAGGCAGCACAAGAGCACUUAUUUGUUGGAGUACAAGAAAGGGGAUGUUAUUGCUUUGCUCAGUGAGGAGAAAAUCAAACUGCGAGGGCAGCUGCGGACCAAGGAGUGGUACAUUGGAUACUAUCAGGGGAAGAUGGGUCUUGUCCAUGCCAAAAACGUUUUGGUUCUGGGCAAGGUCAAGCCCAUUUAUUGGUGUGGGCCAGACCUGACGACCACCAUUCUACUGGAGCAGAUCCUGAAGCCUUGCAAGUUUCUUACGUACAUUUAUGCAACUGUGAGGACGGUUUUAAUGGAGAAUGUGGGAAACUGGAGAGCGUUUGCAGACGCCCUGGGGUACGGGAAUUUGCCGUUGAAUUAUUUUUGCCGGACAGAGCUGGACAACGAGCCAGAGCGGGUGGCGUCAGUUCUAGAGAAACUCAAAGAAGAGUGUAUCAACAUGGAGAACAAGGAGAGGAAGUCAUUCCAGAGGGAACUCAUGAUGGCGCUGCUGAAGAUGGACUGCCAGGGUCUGGUUGCCCGGUUGGUCAUGGAUUUCGUCCUGUUGACCACAGCGGUAGAGGUGGCGGCGCGGUGGAGGGAACUGGCUGAGAAACUGGCCCGAGUGUCCAGGCAGCAGAUGGAGGCGUACGAGGCGCCACACCGCGACAAGAACGGACUUUUGGACAACGAGUCCAUGUGGAAGCCCGCCUACGACUUCCUCCUGACGUGGGCCGCCCACGUCGGCGACAGCUACCGAGACGUGAUCCAGGAGCUCCACGUCGGCCUGGACAAGAUGAGGAACCCCAUCACCAAGAGGUGGAAGCACCUCACCGGCGCCCUCAUCCUCGUCAACUGCCUCGACACACUCCGCAGUGCCGCCUUCUGCCCGACCGGGUACGGAGACUUUGCUGUCUGA